AUGGCUCUGGAGAUGGGGACAUCCCGGAGCUUGGAGCGGCACGGGGGUGGGGCCUCUGUGCUGUGUCACAACUUGGUGGACCUGCCCAGAGCCGGUGUGGUGGUCACCAGGGCUCCCCUCGCAGUGUACCACUGGGUGGAGAUGCGGACCAAGAUGCGCAUCAUGGGCUUCCGGGGCACGGCCAUCAAGCCGCUGAACGAGGAGGCGGCCGCCGAGCUGGGCGCCGAGCUGCUGGGCGAGGCCACCAUCUUCAUCGUGGGCGGAGGCUGCCUGGUCCUGGAGUACUGGCGCCACCAGUCGCAGCAGCGCCACAAGGAGGAGGAGCAGCGGGCGGCCUGGGACGCGCUGCGGGACGAGGUGGGCCACCUGGCGCUGGCGCUGGAGGCGCUGCAGGCGCAGGUGCAGGCGGUGCCGCCGCAGAGCGCGCUGGAGGAGCUGCGCGCGCAGGUGCAGGAGGUGCGCGCCCAGCUCUGCGCCGCCGGGGAGCGGCCGCCCGCCUCCCACGCAGCGUCCUCCGCCCAGAACUAGGACUCAGGGCUGGACUUGAACGUGGCCACGUGUGCCCUGACAUGGCCUUCUCCCCACACCACCCGACCUGCGCCGGCCAGUGGAAACCAGGGAGGUGGAGGCAACUCGGUAUGGGGCUCCCCCUUCCAUCGGGACGCCCUGGCGGGUACAGCUGGUGGCACAGCCCCCUCCAGCUCUAACUGCCUGGCACCCCAGACCACACUGACCUGCUCGGUCCCAGCCAGCCGGACAUCGCCUGCUCUCUUCUGACAAAGGAAAGAGACAGGAACUGAACUUGCCACCCCGCCCGCUUGUACUGAUGAGCGCUGCCUGUCCCCGGGCCCCGGGAACGCCCUCCUUCGUCAGGACGCACAUCUGUCUCACCCAGGUUCAGCCCAGCUGGGCCCCGGCUGUGCCUGCUCUUACAGGGGGGAGGCAGGUAACUGGCUGGAGAGGCGGGGUCUCUACACAGAGCACUUGAGAGUGGGGGCCCUCCGUGCCUGGCAGACAGCCCCAGAGCACGUUCAGUGAACAGGCACGUCCCUCCCACCGGCCGUUCCCUGAAGCUGCAGGUGGGGUGGGGGUGAGGCAAGGCUUUCUUCCACUCCCCCGGCACAGACCUGCCCAGGUAGAAGCCAAGGAAGCCGAAAUUGGGAGUGGCCUAGGGGGUGGUGGGCGGAGCCAGGGAGGGGCCGCUGCCCGGUUUCCAUGGUUACCACUGCCCAUCACUGUUCUAAUGGAGCCCCGAGGUUGGCUGCCGGGGGCGGGGGCGUCCUCCGUGCCUUCCCUGAGCCCCCGUUAUUUUCUCCAUUUCAUGGGCGAUGAAGCUGAGAGAGGCAGAGUCACCCAGAGGUGGGGUGGGGGAUGGGCAGGCUGGGCCCGAGCCGCCCCCUGACCUGCUCUGCGCCUGCCCUGACUUGUCCCUGCAGGUGGCUGGUCCCGGCGGGCAGCAGCCCUCUGCUUGCAGCCGUUGGGGUUGGGGGGAGGCUCUGCUUUCCUACUGGCUAAACCUUGGUGGAGCUGUGGUCUGGGGAGAGGGGUCAGAAUAAACUUGAACGUGAA
Oryctolagus cuniculus (rabbit) is the source of this 1569-nucleotide messenger RNA. Lineage: Eukaryota; Metazoa; Chordata; Mammalia; Lagomorpha; Leporidae. The record is from RefSeq and is a predicted model, not a curated record.